Molecule: messenger RNA, 3024 nt
Organism: Ruditapes philippinarum (Manila clam)
Lineage: Eukaryota; Metazoa; Mollusca; Bivalvia; Venerida; Veneridae
Product: calcium-activated chloride channel regulator 4-like
Exons: 12
Coding region: 165-2795 (876 amino acids)
Source: RefSeq, a predicted model, not a curated record
AUUUUAAAAUUCAGCAGUAGUAAAAUAGAUAAAAAAAAGUACAAUACCCAACUAAAUCUCAAUUGUCAAUGAUAUUUCGUUACUGUGAAUCGUAUCGUAUUUCACGUGAAUUUAAAACUUUUAGCGUUUAUAUCUAAGGUGACUCUUAACGAAAGAAAAAUAAAAUGCAUACAACGCGUUUUGUGAUUUUUAUGUCAUUGUUUUUGAGAAUAACUGGAACUAUUCUUAAAGAUGGCGGUUAUGAAGAUGUUUAUGUUUUGAUUCAUGAAAGUAAUGACGAAAGUGAUGAAUUGUUACAAAUAAUUAAGAACGUGCUUACAAACGCUUCACAACUGUUGUUUAAAGCCACUCACAAUCAGAUCUACUUUAGAAAGAUAAAAAUAAUUAUACCAAAGACAUGGUCACGACAAUCAACAUACAAGCAGCUCCCCACACCUCCACUGAAAGACUCCUUUUUCUCAGUAGACAAAAAUGGCGACAAAGCACCGCAGGCUAAAGGACACUUUUUAUGUGGGAAGGCCGGCCAGUUUAUACAUUUAUCCGAUAAGUUUCUGAUGGCGAAAGGAAGAUCUGCCUGGGGUCUUCAUGGUAACGUGGUCGUUCAUGAGUGGGGUCAUCUCAGAUGGGGAUUGUUCAAUGAAUUACCAAUGAAAGGAAAACAAUUCUAUCAGGCAAAUGGCAAAUGGAACCCAACAAGGUAUGUAGUUUGUACAUUGUAUUACUAUUUCAUUGAUAUUGAAGUUAAUUUCAAAACAACCUACGUUUUGUUUAGUCUAUCGGAGUUUUGUGACCAGAAUAUCGAAGAAGUGCAAAAGGAACACCGGCACCAAAGACAUGCUCCAACUUUUCAUAACAAACAAUGCAAUUAUAAAAGUGCGUGGGAAGUUAUGAAAACCCAUAGCGAUUUUCAAAACGCUAAACAACUCCCUGUGUCAACAAAUACAAUCCCAGAAUUCGAGAUAAUACAAGAAACUACGAGUUAUCGUGUGUUUGUAUUAGAUACAUCGGGAAGUAUGCAGGGUGAAAGACUCGAGACCCUUAGACAUGCCAUGGAAAAUGUAAUACAGCAGUUGAUCUUAAAAGGAAGCUGGGUUGGAAUUGUUUCAUUUGGUACAACAGCUACAGUAAAGAAAGACCUGACUGAGAUCAACACUCAGCAAGACCGCAAAAAUUUAAUAAGCGUUAUCCCUGAUUCAGUUUCAGGAUGGACAUGUAUGGGAUGUGGUAUGAUAGAAGCAAAAAAGCUUUUAACAAAGAAGCUCGGAACUGUUUCUCAAGGUGAAAUUAUUCUGAUAUCUGACGGAAAAGAUACAUCAGAUAAACCCGAUGUUAAAGUCCAUGUUGAUGUUGCCAGACAUGAAGUGAUAAGUGCCAAAAUAACUGUUCACACUAUAGCUAUAUCUCAACAAGCGGAUCAUUUACUUGGUGAUAUCGCACGAGAAACUGGCGGCAAAUAUUACAUGUAUUUUGACAAUGGAGGUAUUAGUCUUUUUGGAGCAUUUUCUGAAACUCUUUCCGGUGGUUUAACUUCUGCAAGAAAUAAAAAUGUCAUGUUGAUGGCACAUAAAAUGAAUUCGGUGAAUACAAACCAACAUAAUAUAUCGUUUGCUCUAGAAAAAGGAUUGGGUGGUGACACAACGUUUUCCUUCAUAACGCCCACGGACACAGACGUCAAAUUUGAACUGACCGGCCCGAACGACUAUAAUCAGUUUAUUGAAAGUCAUGGAAGCAUUACAACUUUAUCAAUUCCGGGUACUGCACAAGCCGGAGAAUAUGAAAUGAUAGUCACGACCGGAACGAUGCCCAGAACUGUAGAGUAUUUCGCAAAAUCAGAUGCUACCAGUGACGACAUAGUCAGAGUGACGUCAUUGCUCUCAACCAAUAAUAUUGAUUUAUCUACUGGCGAUCUACCAAUUAUUUUCUCUGAAGUCUCAAAAGGGUAUUUACCAAUUCUUAAUGCAACAGUUACAGCCCAUGUUGAGACGGGUAAUCAUAUCUGCGACGUGCCACUAAUGGAUGACGGGAUAGACCCAGAUUCAUUUAUUGACGAUGGAAUUUAUUCUGGCUAUAUAUUUCCCACUUGCUUACAUUCUGGUCGAGUUAACGUGAAAGUUGAUGUAAAAGGAGCGCAAGGACAGACCCAAGUUCUACAGAGUGUCACAGGAGCUCCGAAUCCAGAAGAAGGUGAUAUUGAUGAGCGCACUGAAGUCUAUGACAGCUCCUUUCAGCGUGUACAAAUUCUUGAACAGUUGAAUGUGACUAACUACAAAAAUAUUACGAAAUCAGAAGAUUUGAUAGCACCAGGAAAAAUUACUGACGUCAACAUUCACCAUAUCCAAUCAAAAGAAUUUAGUAACUCAGAGAGAAGAAAUUUCACAAUAUCUUGGACAGCAACUGGUGAUGAUAAAACCAUUGGCAGAGCUUCAAGCUAUAUUUUUAGGAUUGCCGACGAUUUUGACGUCUUACUUCAUGACUUUGAUAACGCUCCUAUACUUGAAGUGGGAAAUAAUUCACUUAUUCCGAAACCGUCAGGCGACAUCGAAGUUCUCAAGAUUAUUGUUGACGCUGAGGAAUCUUAUACUGGAACGGCUUUCUUUGCCUUACAAGCUGUUGAUGAAACCGGAAAUAAAGGGAGCGUCUCAAACAUUGUUUCCAUAGUCGUUGCUAAGGGAUAUCGUGCUUUUGGUGAGGAAGGAACAUUGGACAUUAAAGAUGAUGUGACUUCACAUGCCGUAUGUUUUCGGGCGUUGACUGUUGUAAUAAUAAUAAUGUUUAUUUCAUGCAACUUAAUCUGAUUUAUUGAAUUGAUUGGGACGUAAAGCAAAAGAAUCAUCAUUGUGUUCAUUAUCAUCAUUAUAAUCAUCAAUCAUAUUAUCUACAUCAUCAUCACAAAUUGCAUUUUCUAAAUCAUCGUUACCAAAUUUAUUUUCUACAUCAGCAUUUUCAAUUACAUUUUUCUACAUCAGAAUUUUCUACACCAUCAUUAUCAUUAGCAUUUGCUUCAUCAUUAUCAAUAACAUUUUC